Babesia bigemina is the source of this 750-nucleotide messenger RNA. RefSeq lists its product as hypothetical. Bases 1 to 750 code for a protein of 249 amino acids. Lineage: Eukaryota; Apicomplexa; Aconoidasida; Piroplasmida; Babesiidae. The record is from RefSeq and is a predicted model, not a curated record. The transcript is spliced from 6 exons.
AUGGAGCCCGUGAACAAAAAGUGGAGCUCUAGCUGCUUAGAGCUUAUUUCUGUAAGACUAGAUCACCUAGAUGCAAAAUACACAUCUGUGCUUCAACGGUACGAGCAAAAUCACAAGAACAUAGAAGCGAAGGUGGGGCAAAUUCAGGCGGCUGUUUUGAGCUUGGAAGCCAGUAUGGCUGACAACGAUCGGUUGUCUCAUGUCUAUAAUAAUCUUAAUGGGCAAUUCGACGCGAAAAUUGCGGAAUUCAGAGUUGACGCGCAAAACUGGCUCGAUGGAAUGAUAGUGACCCUGGAUAUGUACGCUCGACAACAACUUGACCAUAUAUCAUUUGAUGCCAAUCUUAUGCAAGAGAAAAGAGGCCUAAUUAAAUUGGAUGAAAUGGUCGAGCGGUUGAAAACCUUGCAUAGUAACAUCAUCAACGAUAUGAAAGAUGUAGUAGAAAAUAGAUUGUCAUGUGAAAGGAAAUUGAUAGAAACCAUUACCGAAGGUAAAUUUUACAGUCAACAUGGCAUAUAUCACCAGAAACGAAAAGGCUCAAGUCGGCUAGGAGCGAUUAUGAAAACGUUGAACAAGGAAGAAAUUAGAGUGGAAAUGGCAAAGUUGCUUUCCAAUUUCAAAAAUGAAAUAAUUUCUGAUAUUACUGAGAUGAGCCACUCCCGUGAAGAAUUUGAGGACUUCGUGCUGGAAACUCUGGAAGGACAAAUGAGUGACUUUAUAUCCAACAAGACAACUGCUGCGAAAACGUAG